This is a messenger RNA of Brassica napus (rape), 945 nucleotides long. RefSeq lists its product as uncharacterized. Lineage: Eukaryota; Viridiplantae; Streptophyta; Magnoliopsida; Brassicales; Brassicaceae. The transcript has a single exon. The record is from RefSeq and is a predicted model, not a curated record. The coding region runs from base 329 to 832 and encodes 167 amino acids.
UUUGUCCAUACCCUACCAAAAAGAAUAUCUUGAUCGAAUAGCUACAUUUAUAAUGUAGAGUGUUAUUCAAGGAAAAUUAGGCAAGAUUAUCGUAAUCCCAUAAAUUCUGUUCACACAUUAUAUUAUCCAAAAUAAUACUCUAUAUACGUUCAUUUAUUAUAUUUUUGCUUCGUAGAUUAUCCCUUUCCCAAUGUCUUCCUUAGAGAAGCAAAGAACAAAGGAGUUCCUUGAAACCAAAUUUCCCAAAAUAUGUUAGGAUUUAGAUUGCUCUUUAAUUUCUUCUUUUGCCUUUGUAUUUCUUAACUGACUCAAUUUCAUUCAAAAUUCAAUGGAAGAUCUUAACACAUUUGCUGCUGACUGCGUCGUUGUAUCAUGUUGCUGCAACUGUCUUGUUCUCCAAAUCGUGAUCUUCAUCUUCCUUGGGCUUCCUCAAAAACUGAUCAAGAACACAAGAAAAUGUUACGCAAAAUGGGGCAUAAACGGAAGAACAAAAAGAAUGGGGCUCGAUUAUGAAUGUCGAGGAAACACCGGGGUCGAUUGGGAAUGGAGAAAACAGACUCUGAGUAUAGAGAUGGAGGGCUUUGGAUGUAUUGAAGAAGUUGAAGAGGCUUUAGAGGAGUUUUCAAAGAAUGGUGAGUUUUUGUUUGGAAGCUUCUGGCGAAAAGAGAGGGUUCAAAACUUGUCAAUGUCAAGUUGUGUUGAUGAAAACUUUGACCUAAAAUUUGUAAGUCGUUAUGAGAUAAUCGAAGAAAAUUUCUACUCCUUGGAUUAUACAUUAACAACUUCACAUAUUGAAAUUAGUGGAAAUAAAAAUAGCCCUUGUGUCCACUAGGUUGGGGUUUUGCUUGUUCCCAACUUCAGAGAUCCGUAUAUUUUCAGCCAUGUUCUGAUCAUCAUAUAGUUAACAAAUGACAUGCUUUGUGAAAAUUUUAUAUCAUGGACACU